AGCAAAGGGAGGACAGCCGCGCCCUCCGGCCCCGGCCUGGCCCAGCGGGGGCAGUCGGCGCCCACUUGCCUGCAGCUUGGUGCCCAGCCGGGCUCAGCCUGUGAGCAGCCCAGCUUGUUAACAGCAGCUCUGUACCUGCCCGUCUGCCCACGGCCGCACCAUGUCCGGCUCCUACGAUGAGGCUUCCGUAGCUCCAGAGGAGACCACCGACAGCUUCUGGGAGGUGGGGAACUACAAGCGCACGGUGAAGCGCAUCGACGACGGCCACCGCCUGUGCAACGACCUCAUGAGCUGCGUGCAGGAGCGCGCCAAGAUCGAGAAGGCCUACGCGCAGCAGCUCACCGACUGGGCCAAGCGCUGGCGCCAGCUCAUCGAGAAAGGCCCGCAGUACGGCAGCCUGGAGAGAGCCUGGGGGGCCAUCAUGACGGAGGCGGACAAGGUGAGCGAGCUGCACCAGGAGGUGAAGAAUGGCUUGCUCAACGAGGACCUGGAGAAGGUCAAGAACUGGCAGAAGGACGCCUACCACAAGCAGAUCAUGGGUGGCUUCAAGGAGACCAAGGAGGCAGAAGAUGGCUUCCGCAAGGCCCAGAAGCCCUGGGCCAAGAAGAUGAAGGAGCUGGAAGCAGCCAAGAAGGCUUACCAUCUGGCCUGCAAAGAGGAGAAGCUGGCCAUGACGCGAGAGAUGAACAGCAAGGCUGAGCAGUCGGUCACGCCUGAGCAGCAGAAGAAGUUACUGGACAAAGUUGACAAGUGCAGGCAGGAUGUGCAGAAGACGCAGGAGAAAUACGAGAAAGUUCUGGAAGAUGUGGGCAAGACCACACCCCAGUACAUGGAGGGCAUGGAGCAGGUGUUUGAACAGUGCCAGCAGUUUGAAGAGAAGCGGCUGGUCUUCCUCAAGGAAGUUCUGCUGGACAUCAAACGUCACCUCAACCUAGCAGAAAACAGCAGCUACAUCCACGUGUACCGGGAGCUGGAGCAGGCCAUCCGCGGCGCUGACGCCCAGGAGGACCUCAGGUGGUUCCGCAGCACCAGCGGCCCAGGCAUGCCCAUGAACUGGCCCCAGUUUGAGGAGUGGAACCCAGACCUCCCCCACACUGCCGCCAAGAAGGAGAAGCAACCCAAGAAGGCAGAGGGGACCACGCCGAGCAAUGCCACAGGGGCUGUGGAGACCACGUCCCAGGCUGGGGACCGUGGCAGUGUCAGCAGCUACGACAGAGGCCAGGCCUAUGCCACUGAGUGGUCGGAUGAUGAGAGCGGGAACCCCUUUGGGGGCAACGAGGCUAAUGGUGGUGCCAACCCCUUUGAGGACGACGCCAAGGGGGUGCGCGUGCGGGCACUCUACGACUAUGAUGGCCAGGAGCAGGACGAGCUCAGCUUCAAAGCGGGAGACGAGCUCACCAAGCUGGGCGAAGAGGACGAGCAGGGCUGGUGCCGCGGGCGGCUGGACAGCGGGCAGCUGGGCCUCUAUCCUGCCAAUUACGUGGAGGCCAUCUAGCUGCCCUGGCUGCCCCCUCCCCUCACUCCUUCCCCACCGCCUCCCCUUCUUCCCACCCUCGACUCUUUCCCCUCACCAUAGAGUUCCAGACAUAUUUUCCAAUCAAGCUUUUAUUUUUUUAAAAGUCAAAACAGAGCAAAAGAAGAAAUAGAGACAGAGCAUUUGCAGGGCCACCUGGGGACCAGGGUGGUGGGCUAAUUUAGGAUGGUGGCCCUAGAGUGGUUGGGGGUCUUGGGUCUUAGCUCAACAACAUCUGCUCUACAGAGUCCACCAAAGCAUCUCUCGAGCCCUGAGGGAUGUCUUCUGGGUCCUCCCCCCGCCCCCCGCCUCGCCCCUACCUCCCCAGGCUGCCAGCACCUGCCCUGUUGUCUGUGCCUGGCUCCCUGGCCGCCUCCUCUUCCAUCCCACAUCUGCCACUUACCUUCCUCCCAAGGGCCUCCUCUAGGCUCCAGGAAGGAGGCCUCCCUAUCGUUAGUCUUCCACUCUGCCCCUGUGGAGGGAGUGGCCUUCUCCUCCUAGCCCCACCCCUUGGGACCAGUGGGCUGGGGGUAGGAAUGGCCAUAUACACCUCCAUCUCUGCAGAGGGUCCCAGGGGUCCUUCGGACGUGAAGGCAGGUGAGCUGGGGGAAAUGACGGUGUCCCUGGCACACAGGAAGGGAGAGCAAGUCCCCACCCCAGACUGCGCCAGGGCCGUUGAAUGAACGAAGACCCUGCGUGGGCCUUUGCUUCCUGCUCCCAGACUGAGGACAGGGACCUCCCUUGGAGCAGCAGCACUCAGUAGCUGGCAGGAACUCUGCCCCUCUCCUGAGGCCUUGGUACCCGGCAGAGCCCUCCCCCCAAGUCCAAGUCCAGGGCAAAGCCAGCAACAGUAGCAGCCGCCUCCCAUUUCCUGGGGAGGGGGCAUUUGCCCACCCACUCCCUCUUCCUCUGUAGUCAUCCAGAACCCAAAAAUCACUAGGCUCAAGUUCAGACUUCGUGAAACUGAACCUUGUACCUUGCUCCUAGACUCUUUACCCCUGCUUCUUUCUCCAGGCCUCCCUGGGGAGACACGGGUCCACGGAAGCCUCCAGCCUGAGACCAUCAGGGGAAGCCAGCCUUGUUUGGCAGCAGGGAAGAGCUCUGGCCCUCUGGAGCUAGAGAGUCACCAUGUCUUUUCCCUUGUGCCUCUCAGUAUCCCAAUAACACGCCCUCUGUUUAGCAACCCCCGCCUCUCUGAGCCUGGGUCCCAGUUAGAGCUAGGGGCCCGGAAAGGGCAGAGGGCAGAAGGUUGGUGAGAGCAGUGAGGCCAGAAGAUGGGGUGCUUGCUGUCCCUCAGGUGCGUGGGGGCUGGGAAGCAGACCCAGGUUGGACAAGACCCCAUGAGGUGGGGAGUGGUCAAAGGAGCUCUCCCCCUACCUCUGGGAUGGGGGCCUGAGAAGUCCUGAGGUCUCAGCGGGAUCACAGCUGGGGCCUCUGGAUUGCACGCUUCUCCAUACCCCUCCCACAUCUGGUGGUCUCUAGGGAAGAGUGCUACACCCUGCCCCCAGCACCCGUCUUUCACGGCCCCCAUGGCUUCUCUCAACAACCUGUGCGGAUCCCGGCCUUGAGGCUCUACCGCACUUCCUGUGAGUACAGCUGUGGCAAGGGGCUUGAAGGAAAAGACCAGGGUGAUGGCACCCCAGGAACGGGCAAGCACCCCUCAGCAGCCAACACCCCGUUCCUGAUCACUGUCUGAUCUCUGAGCCGCGGCUGUAUGGCCUGAGAUGUGCCCUGGUAACCCUCAGAUCCCGAAGCAAGACUUCAAAUCCUCCCUUGUCCAGAAACAAAGCUUUUCCUGCCUCCCUUGCAGGCAAGACUGCCACUGGGGUGGGGGUCUGCCUCUAACCCUCUCCCUGGAAAGGCAAGAAGCUGCCACGUCUGCACCUUGGGGCCUGGGCUCCCCCUCUCUGCGCUAGUGGCUUCCCAGCACCUGGGGAGGGCCGAGGCCCUGGCUGGACCCCAGGCCUGUGCCCCUCAGUACUCAGCUGCCUACACCGACCGGGGCAGAGACUGGAAAAUCCACCCCUUCUGAACAGUCACCCCCCCACACACACCUGCCACGUCCCCAAUUUGGACACUCUUGGUCCCCAAGCUCCUCAGAACCCUGGCGCUGGAGGGUCUCCAACCUGGACGCUCCCUGAGCCCCGCCCCACCGGUCAGUGCUGGUGUCCAGCACCACUCGGGCCGGGCCCCGCCCCUCCGCGCCCCGCCCCUCGCUGCUGCACGGGCCCGCCCCAGCAGGGCCCGGCCAGUGACGUGUUGUGUCCAGUUAGCCAUCAUCGUGCGGCCCGUUUCCUCCAGGGGCCAGGGCUGACCCGCCGCCCGCCGCCACCGCGUCUGCCACCCUAGGUUUCCUGACUCCCGUUAGUCCCGACACUUGUGAAACUCCGAGAAGUGCUGUGGUCUCAGCAAUGCACCUGUUUUUGUACAUGAUUGUGUAAUUUAAAGGUAUAUAAAUACAAAUAUAUAUAUCUAUAAGCUGUGACUGUAUGACUGUGGAUAAAACCCAGAACUGUGUCAACCUGG
This is a messenger RNA of Jaculus jaculus (lesser Egyptian jerboa), 4039 nucleotides long. RefSeq names its product protein kinase C and casein kinase substrate in neurons 1 (gene Pacsin1). The record is from RefSeq and is a predicted model, not a curated record. Lineage: Eukaryota; Metazoa; Chordata; Mammalia; Rodentia; Dipodidae. Gene Ontology annotation, biological process: cytoskeleton organization; plasma membrane tubulation; actin filament organization. Gene Ontology annotation, cellular component: endosome; plasma membrane; cytoplasm. The transcript has 10 exons. Bases 161 to 1495 code for a protein of 444 amino acids. Gene Ontology annotation, molecular function: phospholipid binding; protein binding.